AUGACAGAGGAUAACCACUCCUUGACAACAGAGUUUAUCCUCACAGGAUUCACAGAUCACCCAGAGCUGAAGACUCUUCUGGUUCUGGUGUUCCUUGCCAACUAUCUGAUCACUAUGGUGGGGAAUCUCGGCCUGGUGGCAUUGAUAUUUAUGGAAAGUCGUCUUCACACACCAAUGUACAUCUUUCUUGGUAACCUCGCUUUGAUGGAUUCCUGCUGUUCCUGUGCCAUUACUCCCAAGAUGUUACAGAAUUUCUUUUCUAAGGACAGAAUGAUUUCCCUCUAUGAAUGCAUGGCACAAUUUUACUUUCUCUGUCUUGCUGAAAGCACAGACUCCUUUCUCCUGGCAGCAAUGGCCUAUGAUCGUUUUGUGGCCAUAUGUAACCCACUGCAGUACCACACCAUGAUGUCAAAGAAACUCUGCAUUCAGAUGACAACAGGGGCCUACAUAGCUGGAAACAUGCAUUCCAUGAUUCAUAUAAGCCUUCUAUUUAGGUUAACGUACUGUGGGCCCCAUCAAAUCAAUCACUUUUUUUGUGAUGUUCUUCCAUUAUACAGACUCUCCUGUGUUGACCCUUAUAUCAAUGAAUUAAUGAUAUUUAUCUUUGGAGGGUCAAUUCAAAUCUUAACUAUUACCAUAGUAGUAAUCUCUUACCUUUUCAUUCUUCACACGAUUUUCAAAAUGAAAUCCAAAGAAGGAAGAAGGAAAGCCUUAUCUACUUGUGCAUCCCACUUUCUCUCUGUCUCAAUAUUCUAUGGUUCUCUUCUCUUCAUGUACAUUCGACCAAAUUCAGUUAAUGAAGAUGAUAAAGAUAUACCUGUUGCUAUUUUUUAUACUUUAGUGAUUCCUUUAUUGAACCCCUUUAUUUACAGUCUAAGAAAUAAGGAAGUAAUAAAUGUUAUGAAAAAAAUUAUGAAGAUUAGGGACAAGGGCAGCAUCAACAAAGAGUACAUUAAGUGCUCCAACCCCACCUACCAUGCACCACAGCUCAGAAAUGAGUCUGGAAGCCUCCAUUCCAACAAAAGGGGAACAGACCUGGCCCCUGUCAGGGCUGUGACAAUCACAAAAUAAAAACGAGGCCCCGCUCUACAAUGAGGGCAAGCUCUGAUCACCACAAUACCGGCCACACUCCCAAUCAAAAGGAUAGCAGCCAACACACAUGGAAGAAAGACGUGGCAACCAUUCAUACUAA
This is a messenger RNA of Camelus dromedarius (Arabian camel), 1192 nucleotides long. Its product is annotated as olfactory receptor 5K1-like. Gene Ontology annotation, biological process: G protein-coupled receptor signaling pathway. The coding region runs from base 1 to 1071 and encodes 356 amino acids. Lineage: Eukaryota; Metazoa; Chordata; Mammalia; Artiodactyla; Camelidae. The transcript is spliced from 2 exons. Gene Ontology annotation, cellular component: membrane. Gene Ontology annotation, molecular function: odorant binding; olfactory receptor activity; G protein-coupled receptor activity. The record is from RefSeq and is a predicted model, not a curated record.